Oxyura jamaicensis (ruddy duck) is the source of this 1791-nucleotide messenger RNA. RefSeq names its product agmatinase (gene AGMAT). The transcript has 8 exons. The record is from RefSeq and is a predicted model, not a curated record. The coding region runs from base 124 to 1182 and encodes 352 amino acids. NCBI's taxonomy places the organism in Eukaryota, Metazoa, Chordata, Aves, Anseriformes, Anatidae. Gene Ontology annotation, molecular function: agmatinase activity; metal ion binding.
GGAGAGCGACAAGGCCGAGCCGCUUGGCUCUUGUCCAGCUGUGACAGUUGAGCCGGGACGGGGCUGGGCUCCACGGCCGUGCUGUGUGUGGGGCAGAAGGUGGUUGGGAGCUCCGGGGGCAGGAUGAGGCUCCUGCUCGCUGCUCGACGGCUGCUUGCCUCCGCGGCGGCCACCUCGUGCCAUGGUCCCUGCCUGCCACCCGCAGCUCCGUGCAGGGGGACCCCUCGCCGCUGGGGCUCGACCUUCAACGUGCCCCCCAGCGCCGAGUUCGUGGCCCGGCCUGUGGGGGUCUGCUCCAUGCUGAGGCUUCCCGUCCAGGCCUCGGCAGAGGGGCUGGAUGCUGCUUUCGUCGGCGUCCCCCUGGACACGGGCACGUCCAACCGGCCGGGAGCCAGGUUCGGUCCGCGCCACAUCCGUGCCGAAUCGGCGAUGGUGAGGAGGUACAACGCCAGCACCGGGGCGGCACCUUUCGACUCCCUCCUGGUGGCUGACAUCGGAGACGUGAACGUGAACCUCUACAACCUGCCCGCCAGCUGCCGCCUCAUCCGCGAGUCCUACCAGAAGAUAGUGGCCUCGGGCUGCGUGCCCCUCACCUUGGGUGGAGAUCACACCAUCACGUACCCGAUCCUGCAGGCCGUGGCAGAAAAACACGGCCCCGUGGGGCUGGUGCACGUGGAUGCUCACACCGACACCGGCGACAGGGCCCUGGGGGAGAAGAUCUACCACGGGACCCCGUUCCGGCGCUGCGUGGACGAAGGGCUGCUGGACUGCAGCCGCGUGGCUCAGAUCGGCAUCCGGGGCUCCUCCUAUGCCCCCGACCCUUACAAAUACUGCCGGGACCAGGGUUUCCGCGUGGUGCUGGCCCAGGACUGCUGGCUCAAGUCCCUGGUGCCGCUGAUGGCAGAGGUGAGGCAGCAGAUGGGGGACAAGCCGGUCUACAUCAGCUUCGAUAUCGACGGGCUGGACCCUGCCUACGCCCCGGGAACCGGGACGCCGGAGAUAGCCGGGCUCACGCCCGCACAGGCUUUGGAGAUCAUUCGUGGCUGCAAGGGGCUGAAUAUAGUGGGAUGCGACCUUGUUGAAGUUGCACCGAUGUACGAUGUCUCCGGUAACACGGCCCUCUUAGGGGCCAAUCUGCUGUUUGAAAUGCUGUGCGUCCUCCCCAGAGUGAAAACCAUGUGAGGGCAGCUCCUGCCCGGCCCAGGACCCCUCUUGCAGGUUGUAAAGGUAAAGCAGCACCGCCAGAGACACGGUGACCGACCUCAGCCCUUCGGUGUCCUGCUCUCUCCUCCACUUGCAGCAAACACCUGCUUGUCAGUACGGAAUAAAUGCCGUUUCCUGCCAGAAGAGGUAAUUUCCAGCUCCUAAACUGGGGAUGGGUUUUGAACAGCGCGUUUACUGGUGGCUGUAGGACCCGAGUUAGCUCGGGAAGGGAAACGACGAGGCUCGCGGCGCUCCGCUGCUGCAGUGGGAACGCCUCACCUGGCAGCUCUGCUCGUACAGGACCAUUACAAACCUGUCACUGGGAGAAGGUUUUUCCCAGUAAGAGACAGAGAAGCAGGACAGCUAACGUAGAGCUUCAGAGGGUGGCUGAGCGAGCGGCACCCGUGGCUCCUUCUGACAGCUGGGGGCUUUUCUGAGCCGGCGAGGACGCGAGGUCGGAUUGCCCGCGGAAACACAGAGCCACCUCAUCACACGUUAAAAUAGUUUAUUUUGGUUGCGAAUCUGUCAUCGCCUUAAAACAAAAUGACAUCAGUGCCUGGUCACAAAUACAAAGAAAAAAAAAAAAAA